This is a messenger RNA of Paramecium octaurelia, 8126 nucleotides long. Lineage: Eukaryota; Ciliophora; Oligohymenophorea; Peniculida; Parameciidae. The record is from the annotation of a GenBank genome assembly.
AUGUAAUCUGGACAGCUCUUGAAUUUGUAAAGGCUUGAGAGAUAAUACUUACAGACACUUUCUUAGAACGGAUGGGAAUCUCCUGUUGUUGUUAAUGCAGCAGUUGAAUUUGCAAAUACGUUGAUAAGAGAUGGAAGAUCUCUAUUAAAAUCUGGUAACAAUCCUUAAGCAGAAAUGUUCUUCAAUCGAGCAAAGGAAGUAGAUAAUAUUAUAAUGACAUAUAGAUUACAACUCCGAUUUCAAUCACUAGUGGAAUAUUUUAUACAGCCAAUUUUGUUCGUGCAAGAGGCAAUGCAAUAUUGCAGAUUGUCCAAUUGUAUGAGUAGCAGAAUCAAUAUCAAAAAGCCUGGAUGAAUAUCAAGGAAGUAUUGCCUUUUAUGGAAAAGUUUGCUUAUACUAAAAGAGUAAAUAUUAACGAGGAUGAUUAAAAUGUGUUAAAAUUGUAUGUGUAGUUACUGUUUCAUGGAUGCGAAGUCUGUAGAAUGAUGCAUAGAAAGGAUGAUAUGUUGGACUAAUGCAAUAAAUAUGUCGAGAUCUUGAAUCGUUUGGGUAUCACUUUUGACUCUUUACGAAAUCUAACCAAGGACGAAUUUCAUUAAGAAUUCAAAAAAUGGUUUUUGAUGUUGGCAAAGGCUUUUUAUUAUAUUGGUAAAUCGUAAUUCAAAGUUGGAUUUGAGAAGGAAGCACUUCGUAAUCUCUAUAAAUCCUGGUAAAUAUCUGAGUUAAUCUAUGGAAUGGAUGCUCCUGCUACGAUGAAAGCAAGGGAUAAAUAUGAGAAAUUGAGUUAGAAAAUGGAAUUUGAAAUGAUUAUGGGAAAAGAGAAGGUGGAUUUUCAAUAAUUCAAGGAUGAUUUACAAAAGGACGUUGGAUAAGAACUGCUCAAAAAAGUGGUUACACUAAAACCAAACAAAAAUUUUAAUGUAUUCUUAUAUCAGUUAUUUCACAUAGCAUCAUGUAAUUCAGUAAGUCAAAUCGUAUCAGCAAAUAGUAGGACAAUUAACCUAACACACAACCAAGUACUAGAUGCCAGAAUAUGUUAAAAAAGUCAGAAUAGAAUACGAAGAUAAACUAAGAACCAUAUCAUAUCAAUAGAAAUUUGAUGACUCCAAUAAUAAAUAGAAAUAAUACCAAAUCAAAAAUAAGAAAUCCUCGUCCAGAGCUGUCUCCACUUACAAUCAAUCUCUGUUACCUCAAGAUAGACUGUUCUCCCCUAGAUUGUCCAAUGCAACCUAAUCUCAAAGAAGUAGUCUCUAUUAAUUGGAGAACCACAUGGAUUAGUUAAAGUAAGGUAUAUAGAUUUUACAUAGAUAACAAUUGUACACUACAGAAUUAAAGAAGGAUACAGUAGAUGAUUUAUUGUUGUCUAGACCGUAGAUCAAAUCAGAAUAUGUGGUACAAAAAAAGAAGAAGAAUGAUAACAAAGAAACUGAAUCUGCUUAACAAAUUAAAAAUAUUAGCAAAAAGAAAUUUUUAUCAAAUAGAUUGAUUCCUCGUGUUUUAAAUAAAUAGAGUAGUCAACUAAUCCACAUUAAAUCCGACUCUCAAUAGAGUGAAUAGAAAAUACAUAAGUUGCAAACCAUUUAAGAUUUAAACUAAUAAUAACAAAUGGAUGAUUUGCAUGUUCCUACCACUGAAUCCCUUUUAGCCUAAUAAUAGCAAUAACAAAUCUAGCAGCUGCCUAUAAUCUAGAAUGUGCUAACGGAAAUGUCAGAACAGAAUGACAAUCAUUUUGCAGACCUCCUCAAUAAGUAUACAAUAGAUUAGUUGAAUUUGGCAGCCUCUAUCAUUUAGUCUUGUUAUAGGAGAUAUUCUAAAGGGAUAAAGAAGGUGCAAUCGGUAUAAACGAUUGAAUUGACACCUAUCAAUCUUCCUAGACCCAUUAAUGCAACAUAAAUCAGUGAGAAAAUAGAUAGCUAAUAAACAGGAAGGAAUCAAAUGAAAGUCUCAGUUAAAGAAAUGAAGAAUUCAGUAAGGAGACGAAACUUUGGAUUUGAUUCUAUUGUUAGAGAAAUCAAAAAUACUGAUUCCGACUAAUCUAGUUCAAAUAAAGCGAAGACGGUAAUGCUAUAUAAAUUUAAUUAUCAUAGUUGGUCUCAAUCAUUAAAGAAUUCUACAAUUUACCAGAGUCUGAAUUGUACUUCUUAUCUAAGUUGUUCUUUGAUUCUGAAAUUAAGAUUUGGAAACUCUCCAAUAUUUGGGUCAGAGCCUUUAGUGAUGCCAACUCUCAAAAUCCAGACACAGAAGAAGAAGAACAAAUACAACAACAUGACAUAUCUGCUAGUGAAAUUUGUAUAUAUUUGUAGUAAACUUCAAUUAGAAAAUUAGUUACAAUACAUCAUGAACAUAUUUGCAGAUGUUUAAUCAAUUAAAGCAUUGCAAUUAAUUGUUUAUUUUAGAUUGUCUAAUGAUAAAUAAUAAUACACACUCAAUUUCAAAAUAAAUAAUUUUGCCAGUUACUUGGAUGAAUAUCAAAGGUGGUUUUCCAAAGAUAGACUACAAAACUUUAAUGGCUUGUUGAGCAUUUAUUGUAAAUAAUAAACACUGCAUCAAUCCAACAAAUGUCAUGCCAUCAUAUUUUCUGGUGCUGAAUAUGCCCAUGAAAUAGUGAGUAAACUGUUAUAUGCCUUAAAAAAUCAUUACUAUNCACUACAGAAUUAAAGAAGGAUACAGUAGAUGAUUUAUUGUUGUCUAGACCGUAGAUCAAAUCAGAAUAUGUGGUACAAAAAAAGAAGAAGAAUGAUAACAAAGAAACUGAAUCUGCUUAACAAAUUAAAAAUAUUAGCAAAAAGAAAUUUUUAUCAAAUAGAUUGAUUCCUCGUGUUUUAAAUAAAUAGAGUAGUCAACUAAUCCACAUUAAAUCCGACUCUCAAUAGAGUGAAUAGAAAAUACAUAAGUUGCAAACCAUUUAAGAUUUAAACUAAUAAUAACAAAUGGAUGAUUUGCAUGUUCCUACCACUGAAUCCCUUUUAGCCUAAUAAUAGCAAUAACAAAUCUAGCAGCUGCCUAUAAUCUAGAAUGUGCUAACGGAAAUGUCAGAACAGAAUGACAAUCAUUUUGCAGACCUCCUCAAUAAGUAUACAAUAGAUUAGUUGAAUUUGGCAGCCUCUAUCAUUUAGUCUUGUUAUAGGAGAUAUUCUAAAGGGAUAAAGAAGGUGCAAUCGGUAUAAACGAUUGAAUUGACACCUAUCAAUCUUCCUAGACCCAUUAAUGCAACAUAAAUCAGUGAGAAAAUAGAUAGCUAAUAAACAGGAAGGAAUCAAAUGAAAGUCUCAGUUAAAGAAAUGAAGAAUUCAGUAAGGAGACGAAACUUUGGAUUUGAUUCUAUUGUUAGAGAAAUCAAAAAUACUGAUUCCGACUAAUCUAGUUCAAAUAAAGCGAAGACGGUAAUGCUAUAUAAAUUUAAUUAUCAUAGUUGGUCUCAAUCAUUAAAGAAUUCUACAAUUUACCAGAGUCUGAAUUGUACUUCUUAUCUAAGUUGUUCUUUGAUUCUGAAAUUAAGAUUUGGAAACUCUCCAAUAUUUGGGUCAGAGCCUUUAGUGAUGCCAACUCUCAAAAUCCAGACACAGAAGAAGAAGAACAAAUACAACAACAUGACAUAUCUGCUAGUGAAAUUUGUAUAUAUUUGUAGUAAACUUCAAUUAGAAAAUUAGUUACAAUACAUCAUGAACAUAUUUGCAGAUGUUUAAUCAAUUAAAGCAUUGCAAUUAAUUGUUUAUUUUAGAUUGUCUAAUGAUAAAUAAUAAUACACACUCAAUUUCAAAAUAAAUAAUUUUGCCAGUUACUUGGAUGAAUAUCAAAGGUGGUUUUCCAAAGAUAGACUACAAAACUUUAAUGGCUUGUUGAGCAUUUAUUGUAAAUAAUAAACACUGCAUCAAUCCAACAAAUGUCAUGCCAUCAUAUUUUCUGGUGCUGAAUAUGCCCAUGAAAUAGUGAGUAAACUGUUAUAUGCCUUAAAAAAUCAUUACUAUUUGAUCAGAUCAGUUGUUGGUUUCAAAAUAAUCUCUAUGAAGGAUGUAAUAUAACAUCAAUUACAACAUGAUAUCAUUGACAUUAGAUCCUAUUACAAAAACAAGUAGAUUGAGAAGGAGAACAAAAGAAGAAUGAUACAAAGAUAAUUGAAAAUAGAACCCAUCAAAAUCAUAGAACAUUAAACAGAAGAAUUGCCAACUAUAUCAUCGUCAUCUAGAAACAGAAAUCAACAACUCUUUCCAGAUGAAAUUAAAUAAUCUCAAGAACAAAGUAUUGAAAUUUAAGACUCAGAUGAUAAUAAAUCUGACCUUUCAAAAGGAGGUGUCACAUCUUAAUCCCCAACUGAUUAAAAACAUUAUUCCAAUCAUUUUAAAUCCAUUGAAAAUAUUUCCGAAAAGGAUUUUAUCUAAGAGAUUCCACAGAGAAACCCUAAGAAAUAAUAUUCUGUAAUUCAUAAUAGAAAUACAAUGGCUAGUCCUAGAUUUGAUUCAAUUAUCUCCUCAUAAGCAUUGAUUCGCAAUGCUGUGCAAAGGAAAACACAUGUAAGCCACUUUUUGGAAUUUUCCAAGAAACAAAAACCAGAGGAAAUAAAAAAAGAAGAGUUUAAUUUCGAACCUCCCGUUUCCAAAUAAAGUCUCGACGACUAUAGUAGAGAUCGAUCACAAUCAGAUAUAUAAUUUCUUAAUGAUUAUCUACCUGAAUUCUAAUUUGCCAAUCUGGCAGACUUUGCAGAAUAUCAACCGCAAGAAGGACCAAUCAUUUCAUUUAAAACAUAGUUUAACUACAAAUCUACUUACUUCCCUCCUAGAGGUUAAGUCAUCUAGCCAGAACCUGAAUAGUUCCUCCCAGAAUUUCCUGAUUAAUUUAUAAUGCUGAACGUAACAUUAAAGUAAGAUAAUACUAUUAAAACUGGCUAUGUCCUUUAUGAGGAUGGUUCAACAUAUUUGGUAAUUGAUAAUCAAGCUGGAAAUAUUAUUAAAUAAUUGAUUUAAAUAGAUCCUGGUAUCAGAUUGCCUAAUCGUCAAAAGAAAUUGCAAAUCUUGGAACUAUUACAAGAUAAAAAAAGUAGUUCAUAGAAAUUGUCCUUUGUUCAGGAACUAAAAUAAUAUAAUUACAGACAUACUGAAAUUAUGUUAGAUAGGUAUAUUAAGAGAGUUAAUCACUAUGACGAGUUCAUACACAAUGAAAUCCAUUAAUACUUAAGUAGCAAUCAAGUGAUGCCUCAAACAGAAAUCAAUUGUCUUAAUUAUUCUGAAAAAAGAACCUCCCUAAUAUUAAUGCCAGAUUUUAAUAGGACUGAAACUGAAGAGGGCAUUCAAUUGACUGUUGAAACUGGGGUCAAUCAAUCAAAUGAAGAUGUAAUAGAUAGAUAAACCUUUCUUACUUAUAGAUCCAAGUUCAAUAUAAACAACAAUAAAUUCUAUUAUUUUGAAGACAAUCUAAAUUUUAAAGUUGAGACGUGCUUUCGAGAAGCCAAAAUUCUAGACACCAAACUCUUGUAUCUGAGUGAUUAAUAAGCAAAGUAAGAUUUGCUUGUACUCAAAUAGAACAUGCAUGAAUUGAUAAGGAAUUAGAAACUUUUGGUGAAGAUCACUCUAUACAAUCCUAAUAAACAUUUGUAUUUUUUUCGUACAAUUCAAUCAAUUUAAGAUAUUGAGAAGAUGCUUCAUAUUUUCAUUAAACCAUAAUUGAUAGGGUAUUAAAUUAAAUCACAAGCCAAAUUACAAAGGAAAUUAAUAGGGAGAGCUUUGUAAUUCAAUAGAUAGUUCGUUAGUUUGGAGGAACGGAAUAGGGAUAAGUUUAGUGCUUUGGAUUAGUUUUUAUUGAUGUACAUAAUUGAUCCUUUGUAAUUCAUAAAUAAUGAAAAUCAUAGAUUAUUAAAAUAAACAAUCCUUUUUUAUUAUUUCAAGUAACAGUUGAAAUUGACUCUGAUAUCUUCAAGUCGUUUAAGGUAUUUCAUGAAAACCUACUUUCAUCGCAAAACCUUUAAUGCUUAAAGUAGAGUAAGCAAUAUAGGUAAGGUGUUUGUGGAAUGUGAAGUGUAUUAAUUUAAUGAAUUCUACUGUGAUCAAUUAACAAAUGAACACACAUACUUCUAUUUUCAAAUUACUCCUUAGGAAAGCAGAACCAAGGUUUUUAAGUUGGUUUUGGACUUUGCUGACAUCAAAAGUAUUUGUAAUAAAGUGACAACACACAAUUGUUUUCAAGACAAGGUGCUGCAUGAGAUCAUUAAAAUAUUGACUGCUUAUUUGGUAUGUUACAGAACCAAUACUUAUCAUGGAAUCAAAAUACCAUUAUCUUAUAUUGCAAGUCAAUCCAAAUACGAUCUUCACAAUACAUUCACUGAAGUAACAUAUGGAAGCAACAUUCUAGAAGAACAACAACAUGCCAGAUCUUCUCAUCCCAAAUUAUCCAUAUUGAUUAGUGAUCCUACUCUUAGAAGAAAAUCUUAAGCUUAAAUCAUGGAUGUGCAAAUAGAUAAUCUAUAAAUGCCAGAAGAAGCUAACAAAAUCUUAAAGAAUACUACUAUGUUAACUCCCAUUUUUAGAGGAUAGAAAUUUAUUUAUAAAACUACAAAAAUUGUAAAUAACAUGUAUGUCAUCAUCACCAUAUCUUAUUUAUCUCUCAACAAAUUUCAAAUUGGAUUGUAUAUACCACAAACUUGUAGGAAUUUCAGUUGCUAUAUCUCAUCAAAUGAUUUCCAAAACAUGAAUCCUGUCUUCCUAGAAUCCAUAUUCCCCUCCUGUUUAGUGACCAAGGAAACUAUAGACCAAUUCUAUAUCAAUAGAUGGAAAUUCUCUGAAAUGAACAAAAUAUAUCAAAUGGCUAUCAAUCACCCAGAUGAAUUUGAAGACUUCUAUAGUGAAAUGCGAAGUCAGGCUAGAGCUAUUCCACAGUCAGAACUAUAAAAGUUAACUGAAAGCAAGGUUUCCAUUAAUAAUGAGGAUGAAUUCUUAGAUAAACCUUUGGAUGAUACUCCUAAAAUGCUUGAUUCCUUUAGUGAUCAAAGUAGAUAAAAUGCAAGAUCCUCAACACAACCUCCUCUCUUUGUUAAAAAAUUAUUCUCCAAGUAGUUUUCAGUGCAAAACUCUAUUGGUCAGACUAAUAUGAGAUUGCCAUUGCCCAUCUCAUAAUAUUAAUAAAAAACAGAUAAGAGUAUUUUUUAUAGAAAUAGUCCUAGAGUAUCAAAUUAAGAUAGCAUUGAAAAUCUGUACUCAAGUGAUAAGGAUUUAUUUUUUAAUUAGAUUCUUGUAAGAAAGAACAAUCUUGAUAUGAUUUCAACCUUCGAAAUUAAAAUUUGGGAAUCCCUUAUUGACAGAGUAAAAAUUACUAAGAAUCAAUAAAAUCGAUUUAUACUCAACCUUGAUACAUUUAAAGGGGUUUUGCGGGAGAAUUUAUAUACCCAAGUCGUGUAUUUGGGUAAUGAAGUUAAUGCCCUAUUCGAAGUAUUUGUUGAGAACAUUAGAAAACCCUUUAAUAUGUUGAAACCAUACAUACCAAUCAGAUUAAAUGAGAGUUAGAAUUUUUAAUUAUAUUAAAGAAUUACUCUCUUUGAACAACCAAAAAUAGUUAAUUUUAAACUAAUGUUGAGGAAGGUACUAUAUAGUUAUUAUAACGAUGAAAGGAGAAACCUUCAGAAUUUAAAAUUGAAUGAUUGUAGUGUAGAUCAAUAUGAAUUCAUAGAAUCAGAUAUCUAAAAGUGUUCAGUAUACAUGCUAAACAAAUUGAAAAAAUAACUAAAAUUGAAUCCCUCUAAAUUUAUCGUUUAAGAUGUGUAAGGAGAUGAGAAAUGCCCUUAAGUAAUUAAAGUGAAUGCCAAUUAUGAAUAAUACUCCUCUUUCAAAGUAUGUAUAAAUAUCUAACUAUAUUAGUCGUAUUAAUAUACGUUGUUAAAGAGAAUGGUAUUUACAAUGAGGCCUACUCAAAUCCAUGUUUCAAUAUUUUAUUAGGAAAAGAGAUAAAGAUUUUGGUUAUAUUUUGAAAGUAUGAAAAAUUGCAAAAACACAACUGUUAAGUAUAAUUUAAAGGAAAUUCAGCAUUGCAUUCCUAAUGCCAUUGGUCUAUUAAAUUUGGGUCUACACUAGGAAUUAGGUAAUAGAAUAUAUCGAAGCUUUAAAAAUAGAUUAUUAGUCUCCACACAUCAAAUAUUAUAAUGA